GGAAUAAUGUACAGCCAUCAUUCUCAUCUCAAUCCCUUCCCCGUCAGCAGCCGAGGCAGCAGCUCCACUGGGGUCACAUGCACCUUCACUACCUGAUAGCCGCAGAAGAGCCCGAUCAGCACCCAUCCCUGCACCAGGAUCCGGCACCCAGCAGUGUUGAUCCACUGUUAACAUGAUGUAUCGGGGAAGUCAGACUGUGGGCACAUACGUGGAAAAUCCCAAAAUAAAUGGAGAGGACAUUGGACAAGAUCGUGAAAUGUCAGACGAUGUAUUUGACACUACUUAUACUGAGAAGAAAGGUCCCAAACCUCCCAGAAAAAUCGUUUGGAGAAAUGUCAUUCUGAUGGCUAUGCUACAUUUUGGAGCAUUAUAUGGGCUCUCCUUUUUACCAGCUACGAAACCCGCUACUAUCAUUUGGGCCAUCGUGUGUUUCAUGCUGAGUGCCCUGGGAGUGACCGCUGGUGCCCAUCGCCUCUGGAGUCAUCGAUCCUUUAAAGCCAAGCUGCCUCUAAGGAUAUUUUUGGCUGUUGUAAAUACUAUGGCUUUUCAGAACGACAUAUAUGAAUGGGCCAGAGACCACCGUGCCCAUCAUAAGUAUUCAGAAACUGAUGCAGACCCUCAUAAUGCAAAGAGAGGUUUCUUCUUUGCUCACAUUGGUUGGCUGCUGAUGAAGAAACACCCAGAUGUAAUAGAAAAGGGCAGCAAGCUUGAUUUAAGUGAUCUUUAUGCAGAUGAGGUGGUGAUGUUCCAGAGGAGGCAUUACAAGAAAUUGAUCUUGGUGAUGUGCUUCAUAUUUCCCACUGUGAUUCCUUGGUAUUUCUGGAACGAAUCACUGUAUACGGCGUUCUAUGUACCCGGUCUCCUGCGUUACACAUUAGUACUAAAUGCAACAUGGCUGGUGAACAGUGCAGCACAUAUGUAUGGAAACCGACCAUAUGACAAGAAUAUCAACCCAAGAGAAAACAAAUUUGUCGCAAUAGGAGCGUUUGGUGAAGGCUUUCAUAAUUACCAUCACACUUUCCCCUAUGACUAUACCAGCAGUGAAUUUGGAAUCCGGUACAACCUUACCACAUGCUUUAUAAAUUUGAUGUGCUUUUUGGGCCUCGCCAGUGACUGCAAGAAAGCAUCAAAAGAACUUGUAAUUGCUCGCCAACAACGCACCGGAGAUGGAAGCCACAGGAGUGGCUGAUAACAAUAACCAUAAUAUAUAUUAGAAUAACCUUUUCUAAUAUAUUUAACAAAUCAACAAGUAUAGAGCAAGGUUAAAUAUUAUUACUUUAACAUCACCCAACACGGUGUUCUUUUACUUGAUACUCUUUUAAUUAAAGUAAUUAUAUCUUUACCUUGAGUUUUCAUCUCUUCCAUUUGCUUUUUUUUCAGUGUAAUAACCCUAUUGUACGCUUUUGUAUGUUAGAUGGGGUUUAUUUUUUUGUAUUUAUGUGCUGUGACGUUGUUUUAUUUUCUUCUCCAAUUUACCUUUUUUGCCACCUACGGCUGGUGCAUGUUAUUGUCCGAUCUGUACCUACUGUACAUUUAUUUUCCUUAAGCACUGACCACAACUCCAGCUCGCUCCUCAGUUUUUAUUGACUGCUCUCAGGCUUUCUGCAAAAAGAAUGAAAUCCAAUAAGAGGAACACUUACAAGUGCCAUUUUAACAAUUUGUACAUAAGGGAUAAAAGCUAAAUGCGUUUUGUAUCUAUUUCAUUUACUCUUGUACAGAGUGAUUUUCAGACAGUUUCCUUGCUGUCUUGCUAUUUAAGCUACUGACUGCCCCCCCUUCCCCACACCGGAUCCUUGUCGGAUGCAGUGGUGGGGUGCGGAAAUUAGGACACAGUAAAUGCUUCAUUUGAGUUGUGGCAGUAUGCAUAAUAAUGUUUGCUUAGACUCUUAGUCUUCAUAAACACCUUAAUACUUGUAACUAAAAUGGAAUUGGUAGGGGAAUUAUAUAUAUAUAUAUACACACAUUUCCAUUGGCUUCCUCAGUAGAACUAUUACCUUUAUCUUGUGGCUAUUACAGGACUGUACGUUUAUCUUAUAGUUACUAUAGGGCUGCUACAUGCUAACCCAUGGAAAUGUUCUCUCUCUCUCUCUAACAGUCUAGCAUUGUAGACCCCAACUUGUUGCCUUUCUGCCAUAACAAUAUCUAUUAGGUAGGCAUGAUCAAUUAACAUUGAUAAAAAGCCUUGAGUAACCAACCUUGAUGUAAUGUGUAUUGUGUUAGCUUGGCAUCACUAGUAUGAGGCUCAGGAAUAAAAGAGCAUGUUAGAUUUAAAUUCCAUUUCAUUACGUGCUGGGUUGAAAUGUUGACAUGGUUGAUUGGUUAUAUAGCUUGACGUCUUGGUCCCGAUAGGUGCUGCAAUCUAGAUUAGCUUGUUUUGGUAGUGUGUACUGGGGCAUGGCUUUAGUCACCCUCUUUUUGUAGAUUAUGAGAUUUCUUUAGCUAUUUGUAUGGCAUAUUUAUGACUUAAUCUGAAAUAAUUGCUAGUAGCACUUGUAGCACUUCUGACUUCCUACUAGACGUUUAAACGUGAAUCUUAAUUGUACCUUAUAUGAACAAAAAGCACUUAAAAACGACUUGCGCCAAAAUCAGAUUUUUUUUUUCCUCUUAUGUUUGUGCCAUGCCAUAAACAUAAAGGAAUACAUUCUCUAUGUGCCAACAUAAGAAUGUUGCGCAGACGUGAUUAUCGGCUAUUAGUCCAUUGUUGAACCAGGUUCCUUGUGCGGACAUAAGAGUGCAGUUGCAUCGCUCACAGCGAUAUUCUGACUUUUAAGCAUUCUUAUCAAGUCAGUAAAAAAGGUUAUCCAUUCCUAAAAAAAAAAUGGAUGUAGACUGAACAUGAAUGUUCAGAACCAGAACAUAUAAAUCCCAUUAUUCAUAGUUUUUAAACUUUAAUAUAUUUAUCUGCUGUCCUCUAACAAGAAGAGAUGUAGAAGGACAAAUUGAUAGAACUUUAGUUUGCUUUUUGAACAGUUCCUUCUGGUAAAAGCUAUCCUUUUAUGUUACUGUAAGCUGAUCAAAAGCUGUCCUGCUGUUGGGACCCUAAUUAUCAGAUACAAUCUAUGUGAGGACUGGGCACCAAGUUUAUAACCCCCCUGCAGCACCCCCACAGGGAAAAAUAAGAAUUACAGUGUCUGUUGAAAUCAAGGUGCUGCCCAUGUAAUGGAGGGAUGUACCGAGUCCUCCAUAGUAAGAGACUGUAUUGUUUUUUUUGUUAGAUUUUUUUCCUUUCUGGCUAAUAGAUGUAGGUCUGAAAUGGUACUGCUUCUAUUAAUUCAUACUUUCCUAAUAAGAUAUUUAAAAUGGGUUCUCUAAAUAAGUCAGCCAGUAUAAUAAUAAAAGUGAGGCUAGUUUCCACUCCAUAAAGUCGUGUUUUCUUUAUAUUGCUAUCAAACUGUGUUCUCUAUUGUUAUGUUGGACAACCAAUAAUGUUAUAUUAAUUAUUGAAUGUUUAGUAGCCAAUUACUGUAUGUACAUUUAAGUUGAAUUUAGUAAAUUAUAAUACGCUCGGAUUAUUCUAAAGGACUACGAGCUUAAAACAAUAGUGCCGUGUGAUAAUGUCAUUGUCAUAAUUGUGCAUACUUAUAUCCAACUCAUAGUAGGUUUUUGUCUGUAUGCACGGCUAGAUGUUGUUUGUGGUUGGCUUGAUAGCUUAAAGCCUAAUAUAAGCAUGCACUUCCUCGGUGCAGAAUAUUAGCUGUUGGCCAUUUAAAGAGCACCAAUCCUUAUAGGGAUGAUUAAACAUAAACUGGUGCUGUACAUGAAGAGACUUGGUUAAAGGGAAUCUGUCACAAGAUAGAUCAGUAUCAAUCCAUCUUACAUUCCAGAUACGUGCUGAACGCUACUUUGUAUAGCCCUUGGUCCCAUCAUCACAGCUGCAGCUAAUCCGGAGAAAUAAGUGUUUUUAUUUUAGGUUAAUUAGCCUCUGGGUGCAACAAGAGCAGUGCUAUUGCACCCAGAGGCUCGCCUCCCUUUCUCCUAUGCCGCGAUCCCACUGCUGAGACUGAGUGAAAACAUCCUUGUACAUUGUGUGCGCAGAACACGCUCCCAAGAGACUUCAGGGCAAGGUGUGAAUAUUUUUUCACUGCCUAGUCUGUAAGUCUUAGCGGUGAGGAGACAGUAACACCCUCCUUGCACCCAGAAGCUGAUUAACAUGAAAUAAAAAUGCACAUUUCUCCAGAUUUGCAGCAGCUAUGAAGAUGAGACCAAGGGCGAUACAAGUUGGAAUGUAAGUUAGAUUGAUACUAAUCUAUCUCAAGACAGAUUUCAAUGGCUUUUGUAUUUUAUGAAAAUAUUUUCUCCAAACAUGAAGAAUUUUACCAAAUAUCUUGGCCUUACACUAAGUUUGUUCAAAUGGAAAUUGGAGGUAUUGGUUAUAUACCAACUGCAUUUUCCUAUUGGCUCCUCUGGAUAUAUUUUAUGUAUUUGAACAGAAGCACUUAGAUAUAAAGCACUUAAAACAAUGUUAUCAAUGUAAAUGUCUUAAAAUAAAUGCCCACCCGGAAAUAUAAACUCCAACUACCUCCCCCUUUAGUGGAAUAAUGUAUAGUAAUAAAAAACUUUCUACAAGUGCAACUCAUCUUGUGAUGGCAGUCCUUUCCUCAAAAUGUCAGGAUGCCAUCUUCAAAAGUAUCAACAUGACACCAGAUGUACAGUGUUAAAUAUUAUAAAAUAAUAUAGAACAGGGUAAAUGAAUGGGUGUUAAUUGGUCAUCUUGAAUUCGUUUUUAGUAUUACACAGUGGAGCUGGAAGAGUGAAUGUUCUCCAUCUAAAUUCGUUUUUCGAAAAUUCUGAUUAACAUCACAGUUUGAGGCAAGGUUUAACCUGGUGUCAAUUGUAUAUGUAUCACAGAGACAGACCAUACGGCUGCUAUGGUAUUCCCAGGAGAGGUGGUAAUUCCAGGUUGGUCUUAGUUUUAUAGGUAGUGAGACUCUUUACAGAGGUUUGAUCUCCACAGAGAGAUGAUUAUUAGCAAACAAGAAAGAUGAAAUGUAGUUAAAUCAUGAAAAUGGGAUAGAGGCACCUAGAUCCCAUUGUAGUAGGCAUCUAGGAAUGUGGUAGUGUCAAGCAGCAUCAGAAAGGGGGCUAAGGUUCAUGCUAAGCUGCCACCUCCCUUGUCUGUAGCCACCACAUGGUCAAUUCAACUUCUAACUGAGAGGUUAAGACACAUCAAACACUCUGGUUGCUAGGGACACAUUGGAGAACAAUUGCCUUUUUAAUAGGUUUCCAAGCUCUUUCAACCAGCCUUAGAUUCCUUUGGUCUUCAGCUCAGUAAAAUUGCAACUGAGAAGACAGUCUUUCUUCUCUUUAUUUCUCCCAUAUUAUUGAUAAAAUUAGUUGGAAAGACCUUUCAAGGUUAGCUGUGGAAAUUAUACAAAGCUCAGCAGACAAGUGUUCAUGUAGGUUUUUUUUCUCUAGCUGUCCUCAAUUGUUGUACAAUGUUACAUCCACAUGAUAAAAAAGGACCUUGUGUGAGAUGAACCAAAAUGUCCUGUUGGGCAUGUGUAAUGGAUAUUUCCAUAAAAUGCCAGUCUCUGUGUUGUUUCCUUGACUUGAAUUUAGAGCAAAAUAUAGGCCUAACUAGCAUACAGUCCUCCUCUAUGGUGUGGCACUACACUUGAAGUAAAAUGGUACAGGGUACACAUCAAGACAUUCUGUGAAUAAAACUAUGGCUCGCUACUUUGAAUGAAUUCUAUAUUCUACAUCAUUUUAUUUUGUGUUUUGAGGUGCCUUCUCUGCAAUGCCACAUUUAGUUUUCUUUGGUGAUACAUAGAGCUAGGGUAGAUACGAUGCAACACUGGUGGCGUGUAUGUGUUUGUUUGUUGGCUUUACUGUUGUGUUUCUUGGCUCCUCUGCUGGUAGGAUUUUCCUAUGCCUCUUUUUUGGUUGUGGUAUUCAGAAUAUAGUUUAGCUCUUAAGUCAAGCCCAAUAAUAUUUAAAACAAAAGUUGGUGAUAUAAGAAUUGGGUUCUUGUGACUUGACACUGUGGCAACACUAACCCUAAGAUAUUCACUUGUACUUAGUAUAUCAUGCUUUCUGGUCCAAAUAGGCUGUGCUGGAUUUCUACUUUGGGCUUUGGAGUUAUGGUUUGUUUGGUUUUUAAGCCCAGCAGUAUACUCAAAAACACUUGUCCGAGUUCUGGAAAAAAAAAAUAGCAC
Bufo bufo (common toad) is the source of this 6155-nucleotide messenger RNA. RefSeq names its product stearoyl-CoA desaturase (gene SCD). Gene Ontology annotation, biological process: unsaturated fatty acid biosynthetic process; response to fatty acid. Bases 173 to 1189 code for a protein of 338 amino acids. The transcript has 6 exons. Gene Ontology annotation, cellular component: endoplasmic reticulum membrane. NCBI's taxonomy places the organism in Eukaryota, Metazoa, Chordata, Amphibia, Anura, Bufonidae. Gene Ontology annotation, molecular function: iron ion binding; stearoyl-CoA 9-desaturase activity; palmitoyl-CoA 9-desaturase activity. The record is from RefSeq and is a predicted model, not a curated record.